Aspergillus melleus is the source of this 615-nucleotide messenger RNA. RefSeq lists its product as uncharacterized. NCBI's taxonomy places the organism in Eukaryota, Fungi, Ascomycota, Eurotiomycetes, Eurotiales, Aspergillaceae. The transcript has a single exon. Bases 1 to 615 code for a protein of 204 amino acids. The record is from RefSeq and is a predicted model, not a curated record.
AUGUGGGGUCUCACGUACGAAGAGGCAAACUUUGCACGACUCCGGAUCUAUGGGCCUUUUACCGUGGACUGGUUGCAGCGUGUGGUGCCCGAUCUCCGUCCGACACAGAUGGCACUGGCCCAGUGGGCGGUGGAGCACAAUCGGCUCAUGAUGGAGUGCCCAAAGCCGGCUGCCCCCGGAUCGCAUCGCACGCUUCGUCACAUCGUCACGCCGGAUAUACUGGCAGGGCUCUUAGGUGUAUCGAGCCCCCAGCGUAGGAGCAUCAAUCGUCGAUUCCGUUCAUUAUGGGAUGUCUGGGACCCGGCUGGACAAUAUCCUUACACUACGACUGAUCGGCUUUGGAGUGCGGCGAUGCGAAUGGAACGACGGUGGUGGCGGUCGCUCUGGCCUGGGCCGUCGUACGAGAGACCCGUCACUCUCAACCAGCUCAUCGGCGUCUUUCCCCGUCUUGAGUCGGAUGUUCUGCACGAGGUCAAGCGGCUCCUGGGGCGGCGGGUGUGGCGGGUGAAAACGGCUACUGCUACGAUGGAGGACAUAAUGUUAUAUCUACAGCGGGGAGAUCACAUCUCGGAUGCGGAUAUGCGCUACGCACGCAGGCUCUUGGGCCUAGAAUAG